CACCUUGAAACCCAACCACGCCGAGAGAGCUCUCGCCGCCGCCGCCGCCGAUCGUCACCAAAGGAGUAGAGUAGAGUGAGGAAUCUAAGCAAUGGCGGACAACGCUGAGUUGAAAUCGACGGUUCUCCUCGCCGAUUCGGCAGUCGAUGACCUGGAGCUGCCGCCGGAGGACUUGCGAGAAGUACUUGAAGAGAUGUGUACCGAGGAAGCUCUGAGCAGGAAUACAAUCAAGAUGGUGGAGGGUUUGUUGAGGGAUGGCUUCAUGGAUGUGGGAUUGGAGAUUGGGACUAAGGUUCAGGAGACCAAUGUGGUUCCCAGGGUGGUCACUGACACUGCCGUCAUGGAGCACUACAUCAGUGCUGCUGGAGACAGGACCAAGGAUGCUCUCAGAGUGUUCAAGCACAUGUCGGUUUUUGGGGUGGAACCAAAUGCCUACACGUAUGCCAUCAUCAUCAAGGCUCUUGCUGCUGCAGACCUUAAGAAGAACCCCGAUUUUGUUGGUUAUGCGAAGAAGUACUUUGUGGAGAUGUUGGAGAGGGGAAUGCAGCCGAAUGAGGAGACUUAUGAGGCUGUGUUGGAUGGCAUUGGCCGCGGUGAGAACAAGGCCGAGGCUGAGGAGGAGCGCAGGGAGUUUGUGGAGGAUGUGAAAGCAAAGGGGUUUCUGCUGGUGCUCCAGAAGGAGGCGGAGGAGAUGGCUAAUCCUCCACCAUUAAAGUCUGAGAUGGAUAUGCUUAAGGAACAUGUGAUGAAGGUGUUUGAGGAUGUCAUCAGAGACUUUGAGGACAAGAACGAGCAAAAGAGAUUAAGACAGAUGGCGGAGGAUUAUGACUCACUGAGCUCAGUUGCACAUACUUUUUAUAAAGGUUUGUCAAGUAAAGGGCUCACUGAGGAAGCCAAAGAGCUCUUUAAGCCUUUGUUGGAGACAGCCAUACUUCCUGAUGAGGCUGUCUUUACCAUCGUCAUCCUUCUUAGCAAGAGCACGGGUGAUGGUCUGAAAGUAUAUGAGCAUAUGCUAGCUUAUGGGAUCACCCCCAGCUCCUGCACUUACAGUGUACUCAUUGCGAAACUUUCUCUUGAUCGCAAUUUCAUUGGGCAUGCCAAGAAGUUUUACCUGGAAAUGUUGGACAAGGGUAUAAAGCCCUGUUUGAGGACCAGCUUGGGUUUGUUCAAUGGCAUUGCUUGCUUUGAGUCAGUGGAGAAUGCCGAGGAGUUUCGUGAGCGUGUAAAGCCUAAUGGGGACUUGCCCGAUCCUGGUGAAGGCCGUGAAGGCCUUUUCACUGAGCUAAUGAAGGCAUAUCAGUUGUAUGGUGAUCUCCAAAAGAAAACCACCGACAAAGAUAUUCAAGAAGUUAUCCGCAAGAUAUCAGAUGAAGGUUUCGAGAAACAUGCAGCGAAAAUGUUCUGUGCUAUGGUUGAAGAUGGCAAUGUCGGUGAGGCAAUGGAUCUCUUUCAAUCGACACCUGAGACUCGCAUCAAUCCCAUGGUCAUAGUCCACACCAAUGUCAUUGAAGCGUACAUCAAAUGUAACAAGAACAAGGAUGCUCUCCAGACCUACCUGGACAUGUUAGCUGCUGGACUUGCACCUAACUCCUACAUUUACAGUGUUUUGAUCAAGGGACUCGCUGUUGAUGCCAACUUCUUUGGAGAUGCCAAGAAGUAUUUGAUUGAGAUGCUGGACAAGGGCAUGCAUCCAAAUGCUGCUACCUACACUGCAGUGUUAGAAGGUUUUGCUCAGCAGGAGGACAAGAAAGCUGAUGAAGAGGGAAAAGAGUUUCUGGAGGUCAUGAUGGCUAAGGGGUUUGUCCCUGAUACCGAGGCUGUGAGGGAGGUGUUGAAGGGCAGACCGGCACCUGUAUUUGACAGGGUCAUGAGCAUUAUCCUUUCCAAGUUGGAGUAG
Messenger RNA from Fragaria vesca subsp. vesca, 1897 nucleotides. RefSeq names its product pentatricopeptide repeat-containing protein At5g61990, mitochondrial-like. The record is from RefSeq and is a predicted model, not a curated record. Gene Ontology annotation, molecular function: protein binding. The coding region runs from base 92 to 1897 and encodes 601 amino acids. The transcript has 2 exons. NCBI's taxonomy places the organism in Eukaryota, Viridiplantae, Streptophyta, Magnoliopsida, Rosales, Rosaceae.